Messenger RNA from Belonocnema kinseyi, 1563 nucleotides. RefSeq names its product TATA-box-binding protein (gene Trf). Gene Ontology annotation, biological process: DNA-templated transcription initiation. The transcript is spliced from 5 exons. NCBI's taxonomy places the organism in Eukaryota, Metazoa, Arthropoda, Insecta, Hymenoptera, Cynipidae. Gene Ontology annotation, molecular function: DNA binding; RNA polymerase II general transcription initiation factor activity. The record is from RefSeq and is a predicted model, not a curated record. The coding region runs from base 99 to 812 and encodes 237 amino acids.
AAAUGGCGGUCCUAAAGAAAAUGUCGUGAUCAACGUGAGGAAUGUAAUUCAGUUUUGCGAGGAAUUUAAUCAUUUUAUUGAGUGUAAAGUAACGAAAUAUGUCAUUUCAGAGUGAUAACGAAUUGAAAAGGUUACUCGGUAACCCGGUCAAAAAUGUCGGCGAAGAGGGUUCGAUGGCUCCACCAAUUUCUACAAACGUGCCAAGGCCGAGUACCUCGCAAAACCCACAGUCCACCAUGAAUCCCAUGACACCGGCAUACAGCACAAAAGAAGUCGUCGAACCCUGUUUGCAAAACGUAGUUUCAACAGUUAAUUUAGGAACCGAACUGAAGCUAACCUACAUAAAUACAAGAACGAGAAAUUCGGAAUACAAUCCCGCUCGUUUCACGGGAUUAAUAAUGCGAAUUCGAAGUCCUCGGGCAACUGCACUCAUCUUUAGAUCCGGAAAAUUAGUCUGUACUGGAGCCAGAUGUGAGGAAGAUUCUUUCCUGGCUGCAAGAAAAUUCGCGAGGAUUAUUCAGAAGCUUGGUUUUCCCGCCAAAUUCCUAAACUUUAAAAUACAGAAUAUAGUGGCGACUGCCGAUCUUAAAUUUCCCAUUAAGCUGGACAAUUUCAACGAGAAACACUGCCAAUUUUCAAGCUACGAGCCAGAACUCUACCCUGGUUUGAUUUAUCGAAUGGUCCUGCCGAGAGUUGUGCUACUUAUUUUCGUCAACGGCAAAAUUGUCCUGACUGGUGCAAAAAAUCGGUCUGAACUUCACGACGCUCUGACGAAUAUUUUUCCAAUUCUGAAGAGUUUCAGAAAGAAAUAAAGAAACUCUACAAUUCUUUAUUCUACGCCUUCGAACAAGAUUUAGAGAAAUGUACUUUUCUUAUACUCAAGAUGCUUUAUCUUGAAAACUAUUAUUUGGAAUUAAUAAUUGUAAAAAAUUUUUUUCUCGAUGAGAAGAUAAGAGUAGAUUUAGAUUAAAUUAAAUUAAAUCAGAAGAGCGGAUUCGUUGAAAUGCGAGGGAAAAAAAAACCGAAUUGGUGUUUUCAGAAAUUGUAAGUUGUAUAUAAAAAUGUUAAUAAUUUAAUGUAAAAUCUGAUUCUUUCCAAAAGAAUCGAAUGCUGAAAAAAUUGCAACUUUUUUUCUAUGUAUUUACUUUAUUUUUCGCGUUUUUUUUUAGAAUUUACAUGCCGAACUUUUGAAUUUGAUCUUUUUGAAAGAGUCAGAAUUUAAACUGAAUCAGAUUAUCAAUCUGUGAUUUUUUUCAAGAUUGAUAUAUGAUAGGUGUGUUAGUUUUUAAUGCACUUUUUUCCAAAUAACGGCAAUUGGAAAAGGGUAAAGAGAAAUUCUUCCUCAAUGUUUUUUGUUCUGGGAAGUUUGAAACUCUAGUUGUUAAGUGUUUUGUACACUAGUUUUUUUUUCCAUUUUGCAUCGGCCGUUUAAUUUCGAAUAAGGUAAAAUUUGCGAUGUUACGGGGGGGGGGGGAUAUAGAAUUUGUAUUGAAAAUAUUAGUUUGUAUUUUCCAUAAUUGUCACUUUUUUUACCUAUCGUAGAAAUAAAAUUCAACAUACAAA